Molecule: messenger RNA, 1466 nt
Organism: Haplochromis burtoni (Burton's mouthbrooder)
Lineage: Eukaryota; Metazoa; Chordata; Actinopteri; Cichliformes; Cichlidae
Product: GTPase IMAP family member GIMD1
Exons: 4
Coding region: 662-1357 (231 amino acids)
Molecular function (GO): GTP binding
Source: RefSeq, a predicted model, not a curated record
AAGUAACUAGUAAUGUAACUAAGUUACUAAUUUAAAGUAACUUACCCAACACUGAUGGCAACACACCGUGAGUACUUUUCAGUCUAAAGACAUAAAAAUAAUACAUGUAACGAAUUGCACCAUUAUACUGUAAUUUGCAGGUGUUUACAGUGUAAGUACCAUUUUACAACAUUAUAGUAAGCUAAGUUAAAUAGUUAAAUACUUUAAAUCUACAUUACAGUAACUAUACGGAGGUUCACUGUAAUUCCAAUUACCGUGAACAAAUUGUAAAUCAGUGAUGAAUGAGCGAUGUAUUAUCAAUGAGCUGCAGUCUGUCAUAAAAUGUCUUUUCAUUUGACUUUUUCAGGAAAAACUGAGAGUAGAUGAUUUCCCUUAAAACCUGCUUCAUUAUUUACAAGUCAUGAAUUCUGUUUGCCUGUUGGUUUUAGUUGAUGCAAGCUGACAGAAGAUUUAAUCACAACAGGUAACACAGGGAACAUCAGUGUCAGGAAUUGCACGGAUGUUUGUUGCUUUUAUGACCCAAUAAAACUGCAGCAAGGCACAGAUAGGACCGGCAAGUUAUAGUUUAACCAGUAACCACUCCCGUAAAUACACAUUCAACCUCCCAUAUCGAGCAUAUGCAGUCCUUGAACCUUUUGCCUCUCCUGGUAAAGUAAAGCAGAUGGCUCUCAAAGCUGAACACGGUCAACCUGGAAACAGCCUCUUUGAUUUCCUCAACAGGUGGGUUAAUCAUCAUGGUGAUGGCAAAAGGGACGUGCUGGUCUUGAACGUGGUUUUGCUAGGCGGCCCUCAGAGUGGGAGGAGCUCUGUGGGGAAUGCUCUUCUUGGUGGAGACGAAUUCCAAACAGGAAGAAGCAUCUCAGGUGUGACCACUGAGUGUCGCCUCCUCUGGCGCACUUUUCCACGCUUUUUCAGAAGACAGGGGGUGGAGACUGACAUGAUGCUGAGAAUUGUUGACACGCCUCCUGGAGUGCCUGACCCACUGAGCAUCCACCAACUCUGCCCUGAAGGCGUGCAUGUGCUCGGCAUCGUUGUGAGAGCCGACCUGCCGCACGAAGGCAAACACCUGCAGCAGCAUGCAGAGAAGCUCCUUGGUCCAGAAUGGCAUCAGCAUUCCAUACUUAUCCUCACGCAUUCUGACCACCUGAGAGAGACGGGGCUUCAGCCUUCAGCCUACCUCGCCCAGCCCUUUACUGGCUGGCUCAGAAAUCUGGCUGGGGAAAUAAGGGGCGGGGUCUGGUUCCUAGAUAACACCAGUGAUUGGUCGUCAGUCAGAGGGCGACCACUCAGAGACCAAAUUCUUUGCCUCUCAGCCAAGAACCAUCACAGGGCUCUGACCAUCAGGACCUCUGUCUGACACCAUGCGGGGCCUUUAUUUGGUUAAUCUUUAAAUCUGAAGUCAGCUUCUUAUCACAUAAAGUUAUUUGUGGAAAGAAAUUAUGUAUUUCUUUCUUAUGGCUGCUUUA